CUAUUUGUUUAUAUGAUCUCCACUUAAAUUGUUCGAAGUCUUCUCCUUUUUGUAUACUUCAUGCUUUGUUAGCAAGGACACGAGGAGGCUAUGUUUUUAUAACUUGUGCAGACCACAUGCUUACUUCUUGAACGAUCGGUUAUUAUAACAGUCAUUGUGUGUCUCCGAAGAUGAGUUCAAGAACUGGAAUUUUUAAGCUCUUGCUUUUGCUUUUGUUCCAUGUUUGUUUUGUUUCUGCGUUCACAGACGGUUCUGACUUUACUGUUUUAGAAACCCUGAAGGGUGAAUGGAAGACGCUAUCCGAGAAAUGGAAAGGCUCUGAUCCUUGUGGAGCCGAAUGGGUUGGAAUUUCAUGUAACAAUAACCGCGUUGUGAAUAUAUCACUAGGCAACCUUAACUUGCAAGGAAAGCUUCAUGAAGAUAUUUCGAACUUGUUCGAAUUGCAGAUCUUGGAUUUGACAUCCAAUCCAAAUUUGACUGGACAGCUUCCACUAAACAUUGGUAACCUCAAGAAGUUGACUAUCUUGAACCUUAUGGGAUGUAAUUUUACUGGUCAAAUCCCUGAUUCCAUAGGAUCUCUAGAACAACUUAAAACCUUAUCCCUGAAUUUGAAUAAUUUUACUGGAGACAUUCCUCCUUCCAUCGGACGGUUAUCGAAACUUUACUGGUUUGAUAUAGCUGACAAUAAGAUUGAAGGAGGGCUUCCAGUUUCUGAUGGGAAAUCUUCACCUGGACUUGACAUGCUUCAUGCAGUUGGACAUUUUCAUUUUGGAAAUAACUUGCUUUCAGGUGAAAUCCCAGAAAGACUCUUUAACUCAAACAUGACUUCGCUAAAACAUGUGCUAUUCGAUAAUAACAAAUUCAGCGGCAAAAUCCCAGACAACCUCAGUCUCCUUAAAUCGUUGGAAGUGUUACGGCUUGAUAGGAAUAGACUUAGUGGAGAUAUUCCUUCAAGUCUUAAUAAUCUCACAAAUCUUGCGGAACUGCAUUUGGCUGACAACAAAUUUACAGGUAGUCUACCAAAUUUAGCCAACUUGACAAAUCUCUACACUUUAGAUGUGAGCAAUAACCCGUUGACAGUAUCGCCCAUUCCAUCAUGGAUCGCUUCAUUACGCUCGCUUUCAACAUUAAGGAUGGAAAGGAUCCAGCUUGACGGUCCAAUACCAACCUCUCUCUUUAACCCUUUUCAGUUGCAGACUGUUAACCUAAAGCACAAUCUUAUAAACGCAACAAUUGACCUUGGUACAAACUUUAGCAAGCAGUUGGACUUUGUUGAUUUACGAGACAACAAAAUAAUUGGUUAUAAAGAAGCAGCUAAUAGCCGCAUCGAAGUAAUGUUGGCUGAUAACCGAGUGUGCGAAGAUGUGGCUAACCGGCUUAAUCGCUACUGCAACGCAGUCCAACCAAGUUCCUCAUUUUCUACCGUCACAAACUGUCGUUCCCCUUGUGGUCAAGACAAGGAACCAACCUCAGCUUGCCGCUGUGUGUAUCCACUUAAAGGAGUAUUCACCUUAAGGUCUCCUUCAUUCUCAGGGUUUUCAAACACCAGUUACUUCAAUGCGUUCCAGCUGAGUUUAACGGCUUUCUUUAAGAAUGGCAAUUAUCCAGUGGACUCCGUGGCCAUGAGAGACAUAAGGGAGGAUAAAAAUAAUUAUAAUCUUCUGAUAAAUCUCUUGUUCUUUCCAUUGAGAGAAGAGCGUUUUAAUCAGCAGGACAUGAAGACUAUUAUUUCUGCAUUUAGCACGCAGUCUUAUAAGCCUCCCGAAAGAUUUGGCCCUUAUAUUUUCGUCGCUGAUUGGUACCCCGAAUUCUCUGGAGGUUCGAAGUCAGUACACAUGGGCAUUAUAAUCGGAGCUGUUGUUGGUGCCGCGGUUCUUCUGUUGUUGUUGACUAUAGCUGGGAUCUACGCUCUUAGGCAAAGGAGAAGAGCUGAGAGAGCAACUGAUCAAAUUAAUCCUUUUGCCAAGUGGGACGCGGGUAAAAACAACACAGAUGCUCCACAACUAAUGGGAGCAAAAGCCUUUACAUUUGAAGAGUUGAGCAAAUAUACUGACAAGUUUUCAGAAGCAAAUGACGUUGGGGGUGGAGGCUACGGACAGGUGUACAAAGGUGUUCUUCCUUCUGGUCAACUCGUAGCAAUCAAAAGAGCUCAACAAGGAUCUAUGCAAGGAGGGUUAGAGUUUAAAACAGAGAUUGAGCUUCUUUCAAGGGUCCAUCACAAAAAUGUUGUCAGGCUCUUGGGAUUCUGUUUUGAUCAAAGCGAACAAAUGCUUGUGUACGAGUACAUACCUAAUGGCUCUCUUAGAGACGGUCUAUCAGGAAAGAAUGGGAUUACACUUGAUUGGACAAGAAGGCUCAAAAUAGCACUUGGCUCAGGGAAGGGACUAGCUUAUCUUCAUGAGCUUGCUGAUCCUCCAAUUAUACACAGAGACGUCAAAUCAAACAACAUCUUACUCGACGAAAAUCUUACUGCUAAGGUCGCCGAUUUCGGCCUCUCCAAACUUGUGGGAGACCCUGAAAAAGCUCAUGUCACAACACAAGUCAAAGGAACAAUGGGCUACUUGGAUCCUGAGUACUACAUGACGAAUCAACUGACCGAGAAGAGUGAUGUGUACGGGUUUGGUGUAGUGAUGCUUGAACUAUUAACAGGUAAAAGUCCAAUAGAUAGAGGCAGCUACGUUGUGAAAGAGGUAAAGAAGAAGAUGGAUAAAACAAGGGCUUUAUACGACUUGCAAGAAUUGCUAGACACGACGAUCAUCGCAAACAGUGGGAAUAUAAAAGGGUUCGAGAAGUACGUAGACGUGGCUCUGAGAUGCGUGGAGGCAGAGGGAGUUGAUAGACCAUCGAUGAGUGAGGUGGUUCAAGAAAUUGAGAGCAUACUACGGCUUGCGGGAUUAAACCCUAACGCCGAGUCAGCAACAUUCGACGAAGCAUCCGGUGAUCCUUACGGCCAAGGAUUCGUUUGAAUACACAAGCUAGCUUCAUCAAAACCCUAACACAAUGUUUGAUAAACUGUUUUUUUUUUUGGGCAAUUUCGUAAGUGAUGUUUGAACUGCAUUGCCAAUGUGUACGUACUAGCAUGAUUUGACAUGUUAUUAUGCGGUCGCUGAUAAUAAAGUGUAAGUAAUUAAGAUCCAAACAUAUAAAUUAAAUAAAAUCAAGCUUAUUAUA
Messenger RNA from Capsella rubella, 3171 nucleotides. RefSeq names its product probable leucine-rich repeat receptor-like protein kinase At5g49770. The record is from RefSeq and is a predicted model, not a curated record. The transcript is spliced from 19 exons. NCBI's taxonomy places the organism in Eukaryota, Viridiplantae, Streptophyta, Magnoliopsida, Brassicales, Brassicaceae. Gene Ontology annotation, molecular function: protein binding; ATP binding; protein kinase activity. Gene Ontology annotation, biological process: protein phosphorylation. The coding region runs from base 171 to 2966 and encodes 931 amino acids.